This is a messenger RNA of Brassica napus (rape), 1176 nucleotides long. Its product is annotated as pentatricopeptide repeat-containing protein At5g65560. Gene Ontology annotation, molecular function: protein binding. The record is from RefSeq and is a predicted model, not a curated record. The transcript has a single exon. Bases 1 to 1176 code for a protein of 391 amino acids. Lineage: Eukaryota; Viridiplantae; Streptophyta; Magnoliopsida; Brassicales; Brassicaceae.
AUGGCGCUCCGUCGACAGUUCUUCAGCACAUCGGUGAAAAGUGCAACAUGUGAGAGGUUGCUCUCCGCUCUCUCCGAAUUUUAUAGGCAGAAGAAUAUUAAUUUGUCACCAAAGCCGUCCCAUAAGAUCUCUCCACACGUCAAACCCGUUACUAUACCAAUCUCAUUACGUUCCAUUUUCUCCGAGUUUAGGUGGCAGAACAAUCCUUCCCUGGUAUCAUUCCUACAGUAUGCUACGUCUGUCGAUGUAUCCUCACUUUCCUCGCUCAGUCUUAAUCCCAACUUUAAAGAUACUGUGUCCUGCCAUGCAGCUGUCCUCCAUGUUUUGACAUCACAUGGAAUCUCGUGUCACGUCCCUAGGAUCUUCAUAUCCAUGACAAAGAUGUGCCGUUCGGUGCAAGAAUCUAUGUUAGUUGCUGAUUUCUAUAGGAGGUUUAAGUCUCAGCUUACCCCCAAAUACUGCCACGCAUUGUUGGAUUUAUUGGCAAAAUAUGAUGUGGUCGUUGAGAUGAAGAAAGUUUAUACAGAAAUUUUGGAGAAAGGUAUGGUCUCUUCUCGGGGUACUUACACACCCAAUCUCAUGAUUGAGUCAUAUUGUAAGCGUGGAUAUGUGGUUGAGUCGAGACAGUAUCUCUGUAAGAUGAUUCAAGCUGGCUUGGCUCCUGAUCUUGUCACGUUUACAUCUUUGGUUCUUGGUCAUUGUAGAAGACACCAUGUGGAAGCUGCUUUUCAUGUUUUCAAUGAGAUGGUAGAUCAUGGGUGUGCACAAUGCUAUGAGAAGCUCAUAUUAGAGAUCUGUGAAGUUAGGAAUCUUGAAAUGGCGGAGAGGGUGUUGGAUCAAAUGCUUAAAGAAGGAAUAAUUCCAAGUGAUAGUGUUUUUAUUACCCUUGUUAACCGUUGGUGCAUGCUUCAAGAGUAUGGAGAAGCUGUGAAGAUUGUGGAAGAUAUGAUUCGUUGUGGUCACUUACUGCCAUUUGAGUAUUGCAAAACGUUGGUUUACAGGUUGUAUGACGUAGGAGAUAAAAGGAGAGCAGGAUCACUUAUAAAGAAGCUGCUUUGCUCUGGCUUUUACCAUGAUGAACUUGCUUGUGAAAACUGGCUUAACAUAGGGCAGAGCGGCUCGUUGCUACACCUUCUCUUUUAUGAGUUGCAACCAUCUUCUGCUUUGUUUUUGUAA